CUGAUGGAGAUGCAAAAGGAGAGAAGGGCGUUUGGGGCUAUUUGUCCCAACCUGAGGGGCCAACGGGGGAGCAGAGCUGCAGGAAACAAUAAGGGUACAGUGUUGGUGCCAAGAAGCAGCAGUCCAGUCACUGUGUACGUUGAGCUCCCCUGCGUCACUGAACAAGCUUUUUCAACAAUUGCAUGGAAUGAUUUGGAAGACUGUGCGUCUGUGGUGAGACAGGAGAGAAACUCCCUCUGCUCUCAGGUGAACGAAUCUGAUGCAGAUGACCAAGACUUUGGAGAUUAUGCCUUGGAUUUCAUUGCAGAUUCUCCUGCCACGCUGGAGAGCAGUCUGUCUCCAGCUGAACUGGUACCAUUUCAGGGAUGUGUCAUACCUCCACUCACCCCUCAGCGGGAAUUCUCUCCAGAGGACAGCCUGGUAGAUUCAUCCACAGAAAAAGGCCACCUGAUCGCUCAGGAUGGAGCUUCCUGGAAGGACAUGGCACAGUGUUACAGCAGCGCAUCCGGACAUUCCAUAGCAGUCAACAAACAGCUCCAUGAGACUCUGAACAGGCAGCAGGAGGAGACUGACUCCCUUGAGGAAAGGAACGUUCACCUCCGGCAGCUGGCCAGUAGAGCAAAACACCUGGCAUCAGUGCUGGAAAAACUGAUGACAGUCAGAGACCCCAGUGUCAGAGAACCAGUGAUGCCUUGCAGUGAUAAAACCUCACUGAGUCCCUGUAAGCGGCAGCGAAUGGACGAAGGUUAUGAAACCGAGUCCUCUGACUCAGUGGAGGACAUGCUGAGGGACGUCAGCACUCGCUGCAAUGCUGUUCUGCACAGCAGCGCUACAGGAACAAGACUGCAGCAGGAAUCAGAGACUGUACGGAUGUUCGGAGCAUUCUCAGGCCUGCAGACGACUACAUCCAAAGACAGCAGCGUGACUCUCGAUGGAGAAGAUGCUGAAAGUGUGUCCUCUUUCAGAACCUCUGUUAGGGAACACUGCACCAUAAGGACUCAGGUGUUUCCUCAUGGACAUGCUUUUACCUCCAGGACUCAACAAGGUGGAUACCGCUUCCGCUGGGUUCCCAACCACAGCUGAAUUCAAAGAUGAGCAUGUAAAGCUGUAGCCGUGACGUGGUUCUGAUUAGUGAUAUGAAGGAGCCUUGAGUCUGUACAAGGCUGGAAGGAAGUGUGGGUGGGCAUCAGCUGUUAAUGCUUAACUGAUAAUCUAUACUGAUAUCUGUAAAUGAUUAAAUGAUGGCUUCCUCAGGUAGCUCAUAAGCUAAUCUGUCAGAAGUGGCGUUCUACAAAGGAAAUGACACUGCCUAUGCUGUUGUUUACAUUGCAUUUCUGUUUACAUGCCUCUAUAUUUUUGCAUCUCACUACCGAUGUUUGUACUGGAAAAUAUCAAUGAUUUGCAAAUUUGGAAAUAAAAUCAUUUUAAAGAGUGUAAAAAGGUAUGUUUUGGGGGG
This is a messenger RNA of Amphiprion ocellaris (clown anemonefish), 1456 nucleotides long. RefSeq names its product multicilin. The coding region runs from base 4 to 1083 and encodes 359 amino acids. Gene Ontology annotation, cellular component: nucleus. Lineage: Eukaryota; Metazoa; Chordata; Actinopteri; Pomacentridae. The record is from RefSeq and is a predicted model, not a curated record. Gene Ontology annotation, biological process: negative regulation of cell cycle; negative regulation of DNA replication. The transcript has 7 exons.